Molecule: messenger RNA, 11573 nt
Organism: Python bivittatus (Burmese python)
Lineage: Eukaryota; Metazoa; Chordata; Lepidosauria; Squamata; Pythonidae
Source: RefSeq, a predicted model, not a curated record
UGGGAUUCCCCGCCUGGUUAUCAGCUCCACAGUCUGGGUCCCAGAAGGGGGGAUGCUGCAAAUCACUAACAAAAUUCUGCAAGCUGAGAUGCUUGGGGCCAGUGAUUCUGCAAUCAUCUAUACAAUUAGGGACAAGCCACAAUAUGGAGAAGUGGUGUUUCUGGUUCCGAUGCCUGCAGAUGAUUCUGGGCUAGGAUGGCAGUCUUUGACCAGUGAAAGUGUAGCUACCCCAACCAGCACUUUCACCCAGCAGGACAUCAACGAAGGCGUCAUUUGGUAUAGGCACUCUGGAGCUGAGACAGAGAGCGACUCGUUCCGCUUCCAGGUCUCUGGUGCAGGUUCUCCACAGGCCCAUCUUGAGACCCACCUGUUCAACAUUGCCAUCUUACCUUCAAGCUUGGAGUCACCUGUGUCCUCCCCCAGGUCUUCUUUUCACAUGACUGCACUAGAAGAUCGUGUGACACCUAUUCAGCCACAUCACCUUUCCUUUAUCAACUCGCAAAUUCCAAGUGAGGAAAUCAUAUACAAUGUGACUGUACCCUUGCCUCCAGAUCAAGGGGUGGUGGAGCACAGGGACAAACCAUUCUCCCCUGUAGCCUCUUUUACCCAAACUGACAUCAACAAUGGCAAAAUUGUCUACCGUCCACCUAGUGCUGGAUCACAUAUUAGGGAGUUGAUGGAAUUCUCCUUUGCUGGUCUUCCAGAAUCAAUCAACUUUCGUUUUACAGUGUCGGAUGGAGAACAUGUAAGUCCUGAGAUGGUGUUUACCAUCCACUUGCUUUCCACUGAUGUAGAGCCUCCAUUAUUCCAGAUUACUGCUCCAGUGCUUGAGGUCAGCCAAGGAGGCAAAGCUGCCAUUGGAAUAAAGCUGACACUCAGUGAUGGGCACAUUGCUGCUGAAGAUCUCAUCUUUGAAGUGGUAGAGCCUCCCCACCAUGGAGCUCUUCUCAAGCACAGCUCUGGAUUCCUUGUCCACAUGACAACAGGUGAUACCUUCACAUAUGAGGAAAUCACCAGGAACGCCUUGCAUUAUCUCCAUGAUGGCUCAUCCUCAGAAGAAGACAGCAUGGAAAUUUCAGUAACUGAUGGCAGCACCAAAGACAUCUUUUUGCUCAGUGUGGAAGUAGCCCCAGUGGAUGGUGAUGGGCCAAGGUUGGAUCCCAGCUGCUCGCUGAGUAUCACUGUGGCUGGUAAAAACUCUGUGAUCAUCACUCGAUCUCACUUUGCUUAUAUUGAUAACAGUUCCCCAGAUUCCAAGAUAAGGAUUCAGCUAAUUUCCCUUCCCAUGUACGGCACUCUGAUGCGGAUCAUCUCUGAACAGCAGCCAGAUGAGUUUUCUGAGGUCAAUAAUUUCACAAUGGAAGAUAUCAACAAUCAAAGAAUCAGAUAUUUCACGGAGCUUGAAACUGUGGUCAAUCAGCCUAUCACAGAUGUUUUCUACUUCUCUGUGUUUGAUGCUGACAACAACCAGCUUGAUAGUCAGAUGUUCACCAUUACUAUCACAGCAGCCCAAAGUGUGCCUCCAGUUGUUACCUUUUCUGACCAAAUUACGGUGGAUGAAGGGGGACGAGUACCACUCCAGCCUCACCACACCCUUGGCUUUGAUGCUGGCCUUGCAGAAGAAGGCUUGGUUGUAAAACUCGCAAGUCUUCCAAAAUAUGGGUACAUUGAAAACACCAGGACAGGUAGGCGCCUUGGUUUUGGAAACUCUGCAAGCUCCGAUUUUUCCUUCUCCCUUCAAGAUGUGGUGGAGAACCGUAUUUAUUACUUUCAGAGCGUCCAUGAAAGCAUUGAACCAUCAAUGGACACCUUUAGCUUUUAUGUCAGUGAUGGCUUCAGCCAAUCAGAAACCAGCAGUGUCAACAUCACUAUUAAGCGCCUGAAUGAUGAGCCACCUCAGUUGCAACUGGCAGCCAUCAGUGUGCAGGAAAGCACAGGAGUCGUGAUCCGAAAUUCCUCCUUGAGGCUAAGGGACUUAGACACUCCUGAUGAUCUUCUGGUUUUCGUGGUAACCAAGGCACCCAUUCAUGGAUAUCUGUACAAGAGAGAAUCUCAUCUGCAGUCCCUGGAGAAUGGACAAGCUCUCUCUGAGGGAUCGACUUUCACCUACCAGGAUGUCCUGGAUGAACUGAUCAUUUAUAGAUUGAACAGUUUGCUAGCCCAAACCGAUGAGUUCCAGUUUUCACUCUCGGAUGGCCUCCACAUACAGACAGGGAAAGUGGAGUUUGCCGUAGCCUCGCCAAGGAUGGACCUCCCCACAUUAGUCGUGAACAGAGGCCUGCAACUCUCUGCUGGGUCUGUGGCAGUGAUUACGAACCAGCAUUUAAGAGCCACAGAUGCUGACUCAGAUGACUUGUCCAUCAAAUACAUCAUGAAAAAGGACCCAACCGUUGGAGUGUUGCGCCUGCAUAAAAGAGAUUCUUUGAUGCAGAUCUCCGUCCAGGGACCAGUAAAAAGCUUCACACAGGCUGAUAUAAACAAAGGACAGGUGGAAUACAGCCAUGAGAAAGGAGAACCUGUUGGGACAUUUGUUUUUGUUUUUGAUGUGGCAGAUGGAGAGGGAAACAAAAUGGUAGACUUGGAAUUUUCAGUUAACAUAACAGGGGAUCGAUUGCCUCUGUCCAUCACUGUCAACACUGGGCUAACCCUGGAUGAAAAUUCUGUGAAAAAAAUCACCACCUUUGAGUUGUCAGCCAAGGAGCAGGGUGGUGAAUCCAGCGAUCUCCUAUACAGGAUUAUUAAACAGCCCCAGCUGGGACACUUGGAGCAUGCUGCAUUACCAGGCAGAAGGAUUAGCUCCUUCCAACAAGCAGACCUUAUCUCCCACAGCAUCCACUACAUCCAUACAAACGAGGCUGAAGAACAUGCUGACAUGUUCACUUUCACCGUUUCGGAUGGCAUACAGGAGGUGACCCAGAAUUUUGAAAUCACUAUUAACCCGAUUGAUGAUUCGUUGCCUGUUGUGCAGACUGUUGGUAUGACUGUGCAAGAAGGUGUGAGGAAAACCAUCACAGAAUUUGAGCUCAAAGCCACCGAUGCAGACACAGAGGCCAAGUCUGUUACCUUUAGCAUUGUGCAGCCCCCACGUCAUGGCCAGAUUGAGCUCACCAAUGACGGGCAUCGUUACCAACAGACCCAUGCCUUCACCAUGGAGGAUAUAUUCCAGAACAGAAUCAGUUACAAUCAUGAUGGAAGCAAUUUUUUAGAAGACCGUUUCACUUUUACAGUGUCUGAUGGAACCAAUCCCUUUUUUGUGGUGGCAAAGGAUGGGAAAGAGAUUGUGACUGCUGUGCCUCAGCGGUUUAGAGUAGAAAUUCUCCCAGUGGAUGAUGGAACUCCAAGAAUUGUCACUAACUUGGGUCUUCAGUGGUUGGAAUAUAUGAAUGGCAAGCCAAAAAAUCUCAUCACUAAGAAGGAGCUGUUGACUAUGGACCCUGAUACAGAAGACAACCACCUGAUCUAUGAAAUAACAACAGGGCCAAAACAUGGUUAUGUGGAGAAGAAAUCACAGCCAGGAAGGAUGGUGACUACUUUUACACAAGAGGAUGUGAAUUUGGGAUUGAUUCAGUAUGUGCUGCAUGAGGAGAACAUUCAAAAGAUGGAAGAUAGUUUUCAGUUUCUGGUGAAGGACAGCAAGCCCAGCAUUGUCACUGACAAUAUCUUCCAUAUUCAGUGGUCUCUUAUCAGCUUUCAACAUAUGAGCUACAACAUCAGUGAAAAGGCUGGUUCCAUCAGUGUUGCUGUGAAGAGAAUAGGAAACCUGAAACAAUACGCUAUUGUCCUGUGCCGUACAGAACAGGGAACGGCCACCUCUGGUUCAGGUUCUCAGCCAGGGGAACAGGAUUACCUUGAAUAUGCUGGCCAGGUGCAAUUUGAUGAAUGGGAGGACAUCAAAACCUGCACCAUUGUUAUCAAUGAUGAUGAUAUCUUUGAGGGUGUAGAGAGCUUCACUGUCGAGCUGAACAUGCCAGCAUAUGCCUUGUUGGGGAACAUCACUGAAACCAAAGUCUUCAUCAGCGAUGUAGAAGAUGAGCCCACCCUGCAGUUUGACAAGAAAGUCUAUCACAUCAGUGAGAGUGCCGGCAUCCUCUCCAUCCCCAUUGAAAGGAAAGGAGACUCUAGAAGAAUUGUCUCUGCCAUAUGCUACACUGUCUCCCAAAGUGCCAAAGGCAGCAGUGUGUAUGCCCUGGAGUCUGGCUCAGACUUUAAGUCCAGGGGAAUGUCCAAUGACAACCGGGUUGUGUUGGGGCCUGGUGUCACAACGACAACUUGCGAUGUGAAGCUGGUCGAUGACAGCGAGUAUGAAGAGGAGGAAGAAUUUGAAAUUGCUCUCACUGAUGCAUCGGAGAAUGCACGCAUUGGAAGCAUAGCUUCAGCUAAAGUUAUGAUCAGUGGUCCCAACGAUGCUUCUACUGUGUCGCUCGGAAGUGCAGCUUUUAGCGUUAGCGAGGAUGCAGGGAUUAUCGAAAUCCCAGUUACCAGGCAUGGGUCUGAUCUCUCCAUUCCUACCUCUGUCUGGUGUGCCACUCGGACAUCAGAUCCACCAUCUGCUACUCCAGGAUUUGAUUAUAUUCCCAGCUCCAAGAAGGUUGAAUUUCGUUCAGGAAGAACGGAGGAGUAUUGUACCUUGACUAUUCUGGAUGAUGCACAGGCCCCAGUGAUUGAAGGAGUAGAGACCUUUGUGGUCUAUCUGAGUUCACCCCAAGGAGCAGAGCUGGCCAAACCUUUCCAGGCGGUGGUGGCCAUUAAUGACACCUUCCAGGAUGUACCAAACAUGAAGUUCAGUAAAGAUGUGUACUCUGUGAAAGAGAAGGACCGGAUCCUGCAUGUUCCUGUUAUCCGUACUGGAGACUUAAGCUAUGAAUCUUCAGUCAGAUGCCAUACACAGAGUCAGACAGCAAGAGUCAUGGAGGACUUUGAGGAAAGGAGAAACACUGAGGAAUCACGGGUCACAUUUUUGAAAGGGGAGAAGGUAAAGAACUGCACUAUCGUUAUUAAUGAUGACUCUGCCUUUGAACCAGAGGAGAAAUUCCAGAUAUAUCUGAGUGAACCCCAAGGAAACCACUGGAGCGGGGCUACAGUUGGGAAAAGUAAUAGGGCUACUGUAGUAAUCUCCAACGAUGAAGAUGCUCCCACCAUUGAGUUUGAAGAAGCUGCAUACCAAGUCCGUGAACCUCCUGGACCAGAAGGCAUUGGUUUCCUAAAUGUCAAGGUGAUCCGGACAGGAGAUCAAAACAGGACCUCAAAAGUUCGCUGCAGCACCCGUGAUGGUUCAGCUCAGUCUGGAAUUGAUUAUUAUCCAAAGAGUCGAGUCCUCAAGUUUAGCCCUGGUGUGGACCACAUUUUCUUUAAGGUGGAGAUCAUGUCCAAUGAAGACCGGGAGUGGCAUGAAUCCUUUUCUCUGGUCUUGGGUCCAGAUGAUCCCAUUGAAGCUGUUUUGGGGGACCUCACAACCACAAUAGUGACCAUUUUGGAUCAGGAAGCAGCUGGAAGCCUCAUUUUGCCAGCCCCUCCUGUUGUGGUUACGCUGUCGGAGUAUGACCACGUUGAAGAGGAAACCAAAACAGGUGCUAAGAAGUCACCAUCUCCAGGCUACCCUCUGGUCUGUGUUACCCCUUGCGAUUCUCACUUCCCCAAGUACUCCGUUAUGAAGGAGCGCUGCAGUGAGGCUGGGAUCAACCAGUCGUCCAUACAGUUCAGCUGGGAAGUGGCUACCCCCACUGAUGGAAAUGGAGCCAGAUCCCCUUUUGAAACCAUUACUGACAAUACCCCAUUCACCAGCGUCAAUCACAUGGUGCUGGACAGCAUUUAUUUCAGCCGGAGAUUCCAUAUUCGCUGUGUGACCAAAGCCGUGGAUAAAGUUGGCCAUGUGGGCACCCCCCUGCGGAGUAAUAUAGUCACCAUUGGGACGGACAGUGCCAUCUGCCAUACCCCUGUGGUGGCUGGUACAGCCCGGGGUUUCCAGGCUCAAUCUUUCAUUGCCACUUUGAAGUAUCUGGAUGUAAAGCAUAAGGAACACCCCAACAGAAUCCACAUCUCAGUGCAAAUUCCACACCAGGAUGGGAUGCUCCCCCUGAUUUCAACCAGGCCUCUGCACAACCUGCAUUUCCUUUUAUCAGAAUCCAUUUACAGGCACCAACAUGUCUGUUCCAAUAUAGUCAGCAUCCGAGACCUUAAAGGCAUCUCAGAAGCUGGAUUUCUAGAUGAAGUGACCUAUAAUAAUAUCGUUCUGGGCCCUGGAUAUGACCGGCCAUACCAAUUUGAUCCCAGUGUGAGAGAACCAAAGACCAUCCAGUUUUACAAACAUUUGAACCUGAAGAGUUGCAUUUGGACAUUUGACGCAUACUAUGACAUGACAGAGUUAAUUGAUGUCUGUGGGGGAUCAGUCACUGCAGACUUCCAGGUUCGAGAUUCAGCUCAGUCGUUCUUAACAGUCCAUGUCCCGCUCUAUGUCUCCUACGUUUACGUAACUGCACCCAGAGGAUGGGCCUCCCUUGAACAUCACACGGAAAUGGAGUUUUCCUUCUUCUAUGACACCGUUCUCUGGAGAACAGGUAUACAGACAGAUAGCGUCCUUUCAGCCAAACUGCAAAUAAUCAGGAUCUACAUCCGAGAUGAUGGUCGGCUGGUCAUUGAGUUUAAAACUCAUGCCAAGUUCAGAGGGCACUUUGUGAUGGAACACCACACUCUGCCAAAUGCCAAGUCUUUUAUCAUGACUCCUGACCACCUGGGAGGGAUUGAAUUUGACCUACAGCUCUUGUGGAGUGGACAAACUUUUGACUCUCCUUAUCAACUCUGGAGAGCAACCAGCUCCUACAGCAGGAAAGAUUAUUCAGGAGAAUACACCAUCUCCUUAAUACCAUGUACAGUCCAACCCACACAGUCUUGGGUUGAUCCAGGAGAUAAACCAUUACCUUGCACCGCUCACGCUCCAGAAAAAUUUUUGAUCCCAAUUGCCUUUCAGCAGACUAACCGGCCAGUUCCUGUCGUGUACUCCCUGAACACGGAGUUUCAGCUCUGCAAUAAUGAGAAAGUAUUUCUCAUGGACCCAACUAAAUCUGAAAUGUCAAUGGCCGAGAUGGACUACAAGGGAGCUUUUUCCAAGGGUCAAAUCCUGUAUGGCCGGGUGAUGUGGAACCCAGAGCAAAACCUCAAUUCUGCCUACAAAUUGCAGCUGGAAAAAGUGUAUCUGUGCACAGGGAAGGAUGGCUAUGUCCCGUUCUUUGAUCCAACUGGCACAAUAUAUAAUGAAGGACCCCAGUAUGGCUGCAUCCAGCCUAGCAAGCACCUGAAGCACAGAUUUCUGCUGCUGGAUCGGAAUCAACCAGAAGUGACCGACAGAUAUUUCCAUGAUGUCCCUUUUGAUGCGUAUUUUGCAUCUGAGUUGCCAGAUUUCCACCUGGUCAGCAGCAUGCCUGGAGUGGAUGGUUUCAUCAUGAAGGUGGACGCCCUGUAUAAGGUGGAAGCUGGACACCAGUGGUAUCUUCAAGUGAUCUAUGUCAUUGGUCCUGAGACAAUUGGGGGCCCCCGGAUGCCACGCUCUGUUAUACAUCAGCUGAAGCGUGGCCGCCGGGAUCUUGUAGACCACAAGGGUGUCCCUGUUCUGGAUGACUCCUUAAUCUAUGACAAUGAAGGAGAUCAAAUUAAAAAUGGGACUAACAUGAAGUCUCUCAACCUGGAACAACAAGAGGCCAUAACUGUUGCCUCCCUUUCACAAACGGGAGCUUCCAUUGGCAGCGCCUUUGCAGCAAUCCUGCUUCUCUUCCUUAUACUCUUGUCCAUCUGCUUUGUAACUAGGAAGUGUCGGAAGCAUAGGAAGAAGAAGAAGGCAGCCAAAGAGAUGGCAGAGCAAUACCCUCUCAACACUAAAGUUGAGGCAGCCAAGGGGUAUGCCGAGAGGAUGGAGAAGAACGUCAGUGGACAUUACUGCACAGUGAAGAACCUCAACCUUCUCUGUGAAAAUGAAGGUGCCUAUAAGGUCAGAGGAACAAAGGUCAAGCAAAUGAACUUGGAGGUGAAAGUUCAUAACAAUUUACAUGAUGGGACAGAAGUUUAAUGGCCUGCACAUUUGGGGGAAAGGGAGAAAUGUCUUUAUAUAAAUUGUAAAAAGGAGGGGGGGAGAAUCCUUCUAUAAUUUUUUCUAAAAAAAAACCCCAUUCUGGUAUUUUUAUAGUAGUCUUGUGGGAAAAGGGAAGAACAUGAUCUUUGCAUUUUGUUUGCUGAAGCAAUGAUCAAGCAAGGUAUCUUUGCAUGCUUCCACUCUACAAUGGAGCUACCUCACUGAAAGCAAAACCACCUGAGGAGAGGAAGGACUGAAACGCACCUCGUAGGCCACCUUGGAGUGCCAAUCUCGCUAUGGUUCCCAGACCUCUUCUGUUGUUGGCUUGUUGAAUUCUCAUUGCAGAACUGGUUGAAUAAAAACAAAGAUGCCUUGUGUGUGUCUACUUUGGAGGUAGAAGAAGCACAGUACAGAAAUUGUGUGUGGGAUAGCAAGUUGCCCUUGGAUUUCCCCCAUUCAGUUGACUGAUGAAGGAUUUGCAGUUCCAGUGAUGCAUUUGUUAGACCAUUUGUACUAACUUCUGUUGGAGCAUUUUCACACUGGUUCCUCCACACCGGUUCCUUCCAACAAGUGAAGCCUGUUGCUGUACAGAUGGAAGGAUGAAAUUAUUGAAACCCAAAUGCCUUGAGGACAAGCAGGGUCUCUAUCAGAUUCAUGUAAUUUGGGUGAACCAACAGAUCUAUAUAAGAUAAUACCAAUGUUGAGUUCUUGGUAUUCUCCGAGCUUGGUUGUUUUCCUACAGAUGUUUCACUACCAGGUUAGGUAACAUCAUUAGUGCAGUGGCAGCUGAAAAAAGUGUGAUACCUAUCCCUGAAUUCUUAGUGAUGCUUGUGUAUUACUAAUCAUAGAUGGUCUGGUUCCCACAAACCUCAUCUUUGCAUGGACACCAAAUUGGCAGUGGAGCAGCUGGGUGCCCCAUACUUUUCCAAGUUGAUCAGUUGAGAUCUCCUCUGCUCCCUAAAGCUUAGGAAGUACUGGUAUAGGGUCAUAUGGAGGGUAUACACUUGAAAGAGCCCUUGUGUUCUUGGAUAUUUCUGGCAAACCAGACAAAAAGGUCUUUGGUGUAAUUGGGCAAACUGAAAAGCUGAACAUGGCUCUGUGUCCCAUGCCACUGGCAUUUCUUCAGCAGGAUAUCUUGAAGAAGCUCUUACAAUGUACACUUUAGCUUCCUAUCUCACUCUUCCCCAGGCGAUAAACUCAUUCUGUUUGUUGAGCAAGAAUGGUUGAUAAUGAGAAAUUGGUUGGUUGUAGGAAACUUUCUGUAGAUCAGUUUUCAAGUGCUCACCUUUAAUCUAUAAAGAGGUAAGCUGACUAUGAUAAAGUGUAUUGGGUGAGUUGUGUCAACUGGCUGAAAGAAAUAAGAAAGCAUUAGUUUUUUCUCAUUGUCCAUUGUUGUUUCACCUUAUUUUGAAACAUCUGCUAUAAUGAAUCCUUUUUUGGGGGGGAGGUGUCCUAAAUGCAGGUUUUUAAAAAGAUUCCUUUAUAAUAUUGGAUAUUUCUGGUUUGCCAGAAAUAUCCAAUAUUUCAUUUUUUUGGAAAUGAAAACCAACUGUGCCAAAAAUCAUUGCUAAACUUAAUUUACAAUACUAUUUAGGACUCCUUCUGUCUAUCAGCGUAAUUUAAUCCAGAAACCUUGUGUGGUGCAGAGCAGCAAGUAACUCAUGUUCUGCACAGAAAUCUAAUUCAUUACCCUCUUAGCUUAGGCACUUGAUUUGAGCCAAUUUGCCCAAUCAUUUUAUAUAUUGCAUCGCCCUUGGAUUUUGGUAUAUGACACUGGUGAUGCAAAUGUCUCAAUAAUUCACAAGCUCCUAACUCCCAAAGCAACAUUAUCCAAAUUAUUUACCAAAGCUUGCUCAGGAUAAAGUGAAUCUUCAUUUUGAAGGCAAGUGGAGACACUCACAAAGCUGGUUCGGCAUGCCAAAAACAACAUUAUUAGGUACAAUAAACCAGUUUUCCCUAUAAUGUAAUGUCUUCUAGAUGUGCUAGAUUUUAUCUUCCAUUUCAUCCACCAGAAUGACUGCAGUGAAUAUGGAUGGAAUAGGUACCAAAUUGGGGAAGACAGCAGGAACUUUGCAUCUGAUGGAAAACAACUGACUCAGUAUGUACAUCAAAACAAGAUUAAGGUUCAUUUGACUUGCUUCCUCACACAUGACACUAAUGGUGCCUUUGAGCUUCUCCCAUGCUGCUUGUGUGCAUAUUAUCAAUGCAGGAUGCCAUGUGGAAGAGAAUUAUGUUAAAAGUCUUCCUGGUCCUACGUUGAUAUUACAAGCCAUUGUGUCACCAGAACAAAACAUCCUAAAAGCCCAGGACUUCAGUUGAUGAUUAUCUGCUUUCUCAUUUCCUUUUAUUUGGUGUCUUCAAGAUAAGGUUUUUCUGCCAAACACAGAGCAAAACUUCUCUCUGAUCUCUGUGUUGCUAAGCCUACUAUGGCCACAAAAGCAGUGGAUGCUGGUAACUGAGUAGAAGCAGGAAUCUUUUCCCUACAGCCACUGAAUGCUAAAUCAGACAACUGGAGUUUCUGUCCCAUAGAAUAUUCCUCCAGUUCAGAGGUUCAUGUUUGCUCAUACCAAACUUAAAUUGAAUAAGCAUCCUUCUUAUUUUCACAGGCUUUUUGUAAGGCAGCACAUACAGAGGAAUAAAGGUGUGGAUUGGCUCCCUCCAUGGAAAUGGAUUAGAAACAAACUGAACUUGUGUGGAUCUCCGCAGAAAUCCCCAAGCUUUCUGUGGCAGGAAGGAAAAACCUGGGAUAAUGAGUCACAAACCAGGGUUUCCUCCUUCCUUGAGGGGCAUGAGAAUAACCCCUCUGGAUAGCACAGCUUGGUGUGGGUGUCAAAGCCCUUGUGCCCACAUUAAAUGGCUAGAUUUGGCUGUAAUAAAACCAGCCUGGUGGGGUCAGCUUUUGAGACUUUGCUUCUCCACCAAGCUCAUUGGAUGACCUUGAACAAGUCAUAUUCUCUCUGCAGGAGAUUUCUAAGGUUAAGGAGGUGGCAUUGCAGUCUCCAUGGUAACAUUGUAGGAUGAAAAUGCAACGUACACAAGUCUUGUUAUCAUUCCAGGCAACUACUUGUGCCCCACUAUUACCCCGAAUGGCCAACAUGCUUCAUCAACGAGAUUGGCCGGGCCAUUUGGAAAUUGUGGGGAACCCACCUGAAAGGUACAAGUUGUGUCACGUGUGUUGGGGUUUGUAGAAAUAAUUAUUACAGUGUUAUAAAAGCAAGAGCCAGGAGCACCUAUGCUGUCUCCUAUGCUGCCUUUUUCUAUUAUAAAUGUCACUGCUGACAUGCAGGCAAGCAAGUCUAGCUUCUCUGUGUAGACCUAAUAGUCCUCUUGUUUUUCAUGGCACACUGUCCUUCCAGGUAAGGUCUUUUGAUGCUCCAAAGUGAUUUCAUUGGGUGCUGUCAACCAUGUUUCUUGAACCUCAGUAUGUUCUGUAUUUCAGAGCAUCAGUCUAUUUGUAAUUUCCAUGAUGCCUUUCUGUUGUUGUCUUUGCUAAUAAACCACUUUUGGUUACUUU